This is a messenger RNA of Myodes glareolus (Bank vole), 1787 nucleotides long. NCBI's taxonomy places the organism in Eukaryota, Metazoa, Chordata, Mammalia, Rodentia, Cricetidae. The record is from RefSeq and is a predicted model, not a curated record.
AUGCACAGUUAUGAUCACAGUACUCAGAGCCUGAGUGGCCGAAUCUGGAAUAAAGCCUUAAAGGAGAAGCCUGAAAAUGUAAAACUCCUAGAAGAAACCAGCAAAAACCAGAAAAGCAUGGAAAAAGGCUCUCAGAAGGCGGAAUCAAUGAAGAUACUGCACAGUCUUGCUAUUUCCUUGGCACCCGUGGCCCGAAACUAUAGGAGUCUGCUGGGAAUUCAGGAAGCGCAAGCCCAGAUUUCACUUGGGGAAACCUUGGACCCCAACCCCUGGAACCUAACGGGACCAGCAUCUCGUCUAAAGAUCCUUUGUCCCCUGGUCAGCCCAGGACCAGCUCGAUCGCCCGCAACCUGCCGCACGGAGGACGUAGAGCACUCACCCGGCACUCCCUUCCAAACGGAGCUUGGGACCCCAAAUGACUGGCCUUUUUUGGGUGCUUGGCGGUUUUUUCCGUCCGGCCCCACAUCACUUCCCGUGAAGGAGAGCGCAGUGGGGGCGGUCCCUGCGCGGCCUCCGCCUCCGCCUUCUGUCACCUGCCCGCAGGCCCCCCGCCACAGAAACGACCUCUUGCCUCGCCUGGCCCGGAACAGGUCUCCUUGCCCUGUUGAGGAAGGUGCGGGAACCACAGGGGGUGGUUUUCGUUUUGAGACCCAAAGUACCAUUCACAAAAAGGUCAAACUGCCCCAGGAUCCUGGCGAGGCGAGGCGUGCCCUGGUACCUACUAAGGUCUGUUCUAAAAGCCCUUUCUUGGCUGUGCAUCCUCGCUGGGGAGAGUCUGGGCACGGCCUGCCGGACGUUCCUGGAUAUGACAGCGAGAAAAAUAAGAAUUCCACAUCCGAGAGAAGCAAAAUGCCGGGAAGCCUGAGUUCAGCUUCUGUCCAUGCAGCUGUCUACUCGAGAGGCCUCCCCCACAAACUCCAGCAGUCCCGUUCCUGCCGGCCAGUCCACCCUCCUGUCUGCUGCUACUGGUACUGCAGGACAGUGCAGACAGUUUCUCAACUAUGUCCAAGGAGCUUUCUGAGGACGGCAGCUCCUGGAGCCACCCAUGCUUCUGCACAGCAGUGCAUGCUCAUAUUCCCAGCACUUGGGCACAGACAAGAGGAUGGGGAGCACAAGGUCACCCUUUGGCUCCAUGCCAGUUUGAGGACAGUCUGGAUACCAUAACAGGUCUCAGACAAACAAAAAGCAAAACCAAUCAACAAAAGCCUUAAAAAGGAACGUACAGGGAAUGAAGGGCAGAGGGUGGCAUGAGAGGACGCUAAACACCCUUCUAUUACAGCACGUUCCCACUGAGUUCUUUCCUGAUGUUUGCCUGUUUGUUCUGGCUCUUCGAGAUAGGCAGGCUGUUCUAGAGGUUACAGUUCUGUCUUCCCCUCCAACAUGCCAGGAUGACAGGCUUAUCCCACUAACCUAGCCAUGUUAGUCUUCUCAGUGUGGGUAAACUGGUAGCUUUUAAAAUGGCAAAAGGAUGGCAAGGGAUGGCAACCAUCUUGCAAGUCAUACAAAACUUUUUACUCCAAAAGAUACCUCAAGGGAAGUCAGACAUGAUUGUCUCAUUUUAAAUCUUAUCUAAAUAAUAAUAAAAUUUAUUAAUAAAUAAUAAUGACUUUUCAUUAUUUCUCUACAGUAGCCAUAAUUUUUAGCAAGCUUUAUGACAAAAAUUUCUAAGAGGCUAUAAAAAUGUAUUGAGCCAGGAGUGGUGGUACUUGCCUUUAAUUCCAGCACUAUUGAGGGGGCGGGGGGAACAGAGUUCUGUGAGUUUGAGGCCAGUCUGGUCUACAUAGUGA